Lentinula edodes (shiitake mushroom) is the source of this 1461-nucleotide messenger RNA. RefSeq names its product cytochrome P450. Lineage: Eukaryota; Fungi; Basidiomycota; Agaricomycetes; Agaricales; Omphalotaceae. The record is from RefSeq and is a predicted model, not a curated record. The coding region runs from base 1 to 1461 and encodes 486 amino acids. The transcript has 10 exons. Gene Ontology annotation, molecular function: iron ion binding; monooxygenase activity; heme binding.
AUGUUUUCGCAAGAUUACUUGAGCUCUGUUUCGGGUGGGAUUGCAAUUGCUGUUACCGGGAUAGCGGCAGUUUCCCUUGCUUCCAGCAUGAUUUUGAGGAGGAGUCGACAUUAUCCCCCUGGACCUCCUCAACUUCCUAUAGUGGGGAAUUGGUUUGAUCUACCCAGCACGGAGCCCUGGGUAAAGUUUGCUGAUUGGAGUGAGCAUUACCAAAGCGAUCUCAUUCAUUUGAAUGUUUUUGGGACUCAUAUCCUCGUCGUCAACUCUGCAGAGGUUGCCAAGGCCUUGUUCGAAGGAAAAUCCGCUCUAUACGGUGAUAGACCUCGAAUGACGAUGCUGAACGAGUUGGUUGGCCUAUCAUGGCUUCUGGGCUUCAUUCCCCAAGGCGAUACAUGGAAAACACAUCGGAAGAUUCUUGCAAAUAACUUCAACCCGGCUUCGGUGUCGCAGUUCAGACCUCACCAGCUCAAAUGGAGGAAUAUCUUUUUGCAGAAUUUACUCAAGACGCCGGAUGAAUUCUUCACACACAUUCAACACCUAGCUAGUGGUCUUUCAUUGGACCUAGUAUUUGGACUCGAUGUCGCAUCCUCCGGCGAACCGGAUCCUUUCAUACAUGCAGCUAAUGAAGUAGUCGACGGACUGGCAGCUACCGGAAUCUUUGGAACAUAUUUAGUUGAUUACCUGCCUUUCUUGAAGCACCUUCCUUUUGGCCGAUAUCAGCAUCAGGCAAAACACUGGAAAACUUUUGUUGAUAUUGCAAUCACUGUACCCUUGGACAUGGUCAAGGCUGACAUGGCCACGGAAAGAGAAGUUCGACCGUCGAUAGCCUCGAGGCUUGUUCAAGGCGGAGUUUUUGCGCAAGAAGAUAUACGCAAAACUACUUCUACAAUGUUCGCUAAUGGCUCGGCCGCUCUCGUCUCUGCUUUGAGGACCUUUAUUCUAGCAAUGUCCCUUCAUCCAGAAAUUCAACAUAAAGCCCACAAUGAAAUCGAUGUUGUGCUUCUCAACUCUGGGAAGGCUUUACCAGAUUUUGACGACGAAUUGUCUCUUCCUUAUAUAUCAGCUAUCGUAAAAGAAGUUCUUCGAUGGAACCCAGUAGUCCCACUUGCAUUUGCUCAUAGAUUGACUACUGAUGAUGUCUAUAAUGGUUACCAUCUUCCUGCUGGUUCGGUUGUUUUGCCAAAUGCCUGGGCUAUGUUGUAUGAUGUGAAAACCUAUGGAGACGAUGUGUCUGCCUUUAGGCCGGAGCGUUUCCUCACAAAAGAAGGAGCUCUGAAUCCUAAUAUGAAAAAUCCUGAUGUUGCAUUUGGAUUUGGAAGGAGAAUAUGCCCUGCUCGGAAUUUUGCAUUGUCUGAGCUUUUCAUAUUCAUAGCCUCCACUCUUGCGAUAUUCGAGAUAAUCAGCGUAGAAGGGCUGAAUGCCGGAGCGAAACCGCAAUAUACAUCAGGACUUCUUCGGUGA